This is a messenger RNA of Prosopis cineraria, 1626 nucleotides long. Its product is annotated as transcription factor bHLH18-like. The record is from RefSeq and is a predicted model, not a curated record. Gene Ontology annotation, molecular function: protein dimerization activity. Bases 229 to 1173 code for a protein of 314 amino acids. Lineage: Eukaryota; Viridiplantae; Streptophyta; Magnoliopsida; Fabales; Fabaceae. The transcript is spliced from 4 exons.
UUGUCUAAUUUCUUCACACGUGGAUGAUUUCAAUUGCUUCUUUCACGAUCCAAUCUAGUGGCUACAAAAUGAUCGAAGGAUUGAAGGCAUAGCUUGUCCCUUAAAUGAAUGUCGCUCUGAAAGUGAAACAAUCAAGUCUCGUUCUUCCAUAGUUUCACGGGAUAAACAGUAACCUUAGUUUGCUUUCGAGUUUCGAGUUUGAUCUUUCACAAAAUCAAAACACUAUCAAUGGACUCAUCACCACCAGUCAGCUGGUUUUCUGACCUGGAAAUGGAUGCUCAUUACGAUUUGUUUCCCACGCUGUGCCACCUGAACUGUGUCGAUGAUGAUCAGUUUAUUUCACAAGACAUAGCCAGUACUGUUCUUCUGGGACAAUACUCGCAGCCAUCUUUGUCUUGUGAGAGCUACUCUUCACAUAAUUCAUGCACUACUGCUGAGACCAAUCAUUGUUGGAGCUCCACCAUAUCUGAUCCUUCGUCUUCUUCUCAACUCGUGUCCUUCGAUCACUCUAUUAACUCUUCAUCCCCUACUUUGAAGCCAAACAACGAAGAGUCCUCAGGUAUACAGUAUUUCUCAGUUCAAUCCCUUAAUGGGUUUUCCCAAAGUCACAACUUUGAAGCCAAAUCCAAAUCCUCUCAAGGCAUCAACAGGCCCGUUCCUCACGUCAGUGAUCACAUCAUGGCUGAGAGAAAACGAAGAGAAAAGCUCAGCCAGAGCUUCAUUGCUCUUUCUGCACUCGUCCCUGGCCUCAAAAAGAUGGACAAGGCUUCGGUGCUUGGGGACGCAAUCAAGUACGUGAAGGAGCUGAAGGAGAGAUUGAGUUUCCUGGAAGAACAGAACAAGAAAAGAAGGGUUGAAUCUGUGGUGACGUGUGAAAAGCUAGAGAGUGUUGGUGAAGAAGAAGGACCAUGGCUUCCUGAAGUGGAAGCAAGAGUGUUGGAGAAGGAAGUGCUGAUUCGAAUCCAUUGCCAGAAACAGAAGGGACUUUUGGUGAAGAUACUUGCAGAGAUUCAGAAGCUUAAUCUCUUUGCUGUCAACAGCAGCGUCUUGCCCUUCGGGGACUCCAAUCUUGACGUCACUAUUGUUGCUCAGAUGGGGGAAGGUUGCAGCUUGACGAUAAGGGAUCUCGUGAAGAACCUGCGAGUGGCUAUUUUAAGUGCAUGUGAAAUGUGAGUCCGAUGGUGCGGCCAGAUAUGAUUAAAAACUGUGACUCAAUUGAUUAACCUCUUUAUAUUCUAUAAUUUAGGAGAUUUUCAGGAUCAUGCCCGUGGGCGGAUCUCAUCCCAGUUUGUGGGCUUAUUUUGUUUUUCCAAGAGCUCAUUUAAUCGGCCGCAUAAAACUGACGGCAACUCCCACUUAUCAAGCAUGGGCUUGGCAAUAUGUUUGAUCUAAGAGACUAAUUUCUUACAAUGGGGCAAGUCAAUAUUUGAAUCCUACUAAAAGAAUUGCUCAUGUUUGGUAUUUGAUUAUUCUUUGAAUAAGAUUGUCUUUGAUAAGAAUAUACAUGAAUGCCCUGGAAAAAAAAAAGAAAAGAAAAAAGGCAUUGGCUUAGAACUUAUUAGAUCCAGAUUUUUUUGGGAAAAAGUUUUUUUUUUUUAAUUUUUGGGGGUGUGGGGGAUGGUCUUG